CCUCCCUUUUGCCGCAGUAGUUGCCUCCUCUUGCCCUUUCUCCUCCUCCCCUUUCUCCUCCUCCCCUUCCUCCUCCUCUGGCCGCUUAGUCUCACACCCGCCGGGCCGUUGCUCCCGAGACGUUGUUGAGUCCCCUGUGUCCUCUUCUGGACUACGCCAAGCCACAGGUGGAGGAACUGCAAUGUCUGGUGGAGAACAGAAACCAGAGAGGUACUAUGUGGGUGUGGAUGUUGGAACAGGCAGUGUCCGCGCAGCUCUGGUGGACCAGAGUGGGGUCCUGUUGGCUUUUGCAGACCAGCCAAUUAAGAAGUGGGAGCCCCAGUUCAACCACCAUGAGCAGUCCUCUGAGGACAUCUGGGCUGCGUGCUGUGUUGUUACAAAGAAAGUUGUACAAGGGAUUGAUUUAAACCAAAUUCGAGGACUUGGGUUUGAUGCCACGUGUUCUCUGGUUGUUUUGGAUAAGCAGUUUCGCCCAUUACCGGUCAACCAUGAAGAGGAUUCCCAUCGAAAUGUCAUCAUGUGGCUGGACCAUCGAGCAGUCAGUCAGGUCAAUAGGAUCAACGAGACCAAGCACAGCGUCCUCCAGUAUGUCGGCGGGGUGAUGUCUGUGGAAAUGCAGGCCCCGAAGCUUCUGUGGCUGAAAGAGAACUUGAGAGAGACUUGCUGGGAUAAGGCGGGACAUUUCUUUGAUCUCCCAGACUUUUUAUCAUGGAAGGCAACAGGUGUCACAGCACGGUCUCUCUGCUCCCUGGUGUGUAAGUGGACAUACUCAGCAGAGAGAGGCUGGGACGACAGUUUCUGGAAAAUGAUUGGUUUGGAAGACUUUGUUGCAGAUAAUUACAGCAAAAUAGGAAACCAAGUGCUGCCUCCUGGAGCUUCUCUUGGAAAUGGGCUCACACCAGAGGCAGCAAGAGACCUUGGCCUUCUCCCUGGGAUUGCGGUUGCAGCUUCACUCAUUGAUGCCCAUGCAGGAGGACUAGGAGUGAUUGGGGCAGAUGUGAAAGGGCACGGCCUUGUCUGUGAGGGGCAGCCAGUGACGUCACGGCUGGCUGUCAUCUGUGGAACGUCUUCUUGUCACAUGGGGAUCAGCAAAGACCCAAUUUUUGUACCAGGCGUCUGGGGGCCUUAUUUCUCAGCCAUGGUACCUGGGUUCUGGCUGAAUGAAGGUGGUCAGAGUGUUACUGGAAAAUUGAUAGACCACAUGGUAGAAGGCCAUGCUGCUUUUCCAGAACUACAAGUAAAGGCCACAGCCAGAUGCCAGAGUGUAUAUGCAUAUCUGAACAGUCACCUGGAUCUGAUUAAGAAGGCUCAGCCUGUGGGUUUCCUUACUGUUGAUUUACAUGUUUGGCCAGAUUUCCAUGGCAACCGGUCUCCCUUAGCAGAUCUGACACUAAAGGGUAUGAAAAUGUUGUCUCGAAAAACCACUGGAUAUCUGUAUAUUCCUGCUUCGGCAGCGUUGCACUCUUCCAGUUCUCUACUCUCCCCUCAGGUCACCGGAUUGAAACUGUCUCAGGACCUCGAUGAUCUUGCCAUUCUCUACCUGGCCACAGUUCAAGCCAUUGCUUUGGGGACUCGCUUCAUUAUAGAAGCCAUGGAGGCAGCAGGGCACUCGAUCAGUACUCUUUUCCUGUGUGGAGGCCUCAGCAAGAAUCCCCUUUUUGUGCAAAUGCAUGCGGACAUUACUGGCAUGCCUGUGGUCCUGUCGCAAGAGGUGGAGUCUGUUCUUGUGGGUGCUGCUAUUCUGGGUGCCUGUGCCUCGGGGGAUUUCGCUUCUGUACAGGAAGCAAUGGCAAAAAUGAGCAAAGUUGGGAAAGUUGUGUUCCCGAGACUACAGGAUAAAAAAUACUAUGAUAAGAAAUACCAAGUAUUCCUGAAGCUGGUUGAACACCAGAAGGAGUAUUUGGCGAUCAUGAAUGACAACUGAACAGGGCUUGCAGGUGCUGAUGCCAGAAGCUUCUGUGCCAUUGCAUUAAAGACCUCUGUCAUUUCAUCCAUGUUCAAGACCCUUGAGGUAUUGUUUCAUCAUUUCUGUAUUGUCUUUUAAUAAAGAAAACAAAUAUGUGCAACCAGAA
Molecule: messenger RNA, 2072 nt
Organism: Mandrillus leucophaeus (drill)
Lineage: Eukaryota; Metazoa; Chordata; Mammalia; Primates; Cercopithecidae
Gene: FGGY
Product: FGGY carbohydrate kinase domain containing
Exons: 18
Coding region: 182-1924 (580 amino acids)
Biological process (GO): carbohydrate metabolic process
Molecular function (GO): kinase activity; phosphotransferase activity, alcohol group as acceptor
Source: RefSeq, a predicted model, not a curated record